UGAAAAUCUGAAGUCAGAUUGAUGCGAAAACUGUGGAGAGGGCGGAAUAACAUUUUGAACGGAUAAUAAAAUCUGAAAACACACACUCAAAACAAAAGCGCAAAGCAAGCCUUUGUGGCGAAGAAACCGUUACAUGUCAUCGUCUUUGGUAUCUUUCUAUUUCCUCCCUAUUCAGUUUUAUUGUUCCUGUAAGUUAGCAGAGUGAAUGUGAGCUCGGCGGCAAUGGCGGCGAAGCUAUAUACCUGUUUUUUGAGCCAUGGAUUGAUUGGAUUGAACGCCAAGAAUUCCAAUUUGUGCAAUGCUGAUUUCUCUCGUCAUUAUCAUCGAUUGCCUCCUGCAUCUUGUAAAAUUCGCCAGCGUAAUAUCAGUUCUCAACCUAAGCGCCGCCAGGUGAAGAAAACCUCUCCCGAGAAACUCCGUAUUGAUGCAAACCUGGAACCAAAUGACGAAACAGAUGUUGAGUUUGGGAAUGCUUUAAUCAACGAUGUCUCAAGCUCUAAACAAGGGAAAGAGAGUGACACUGAUAACAAUGAAGUCAACAAGGACGAGAAUGCGAAUAAUUUGGAUAACUUGACAAUGUUAGAUAAAGAAAUUCUGAUGUUGCCACCACCACGUCACAACAAUGCAACUCAACUAAACAACACCAUGAUGGCACAUAUUGAUGGUUUUAGUGUUGAUCCUAAAUCUUUGUCCUUGAACUUAGUUGGUGCGGAGCAGCUAUCAUCUCUACAAUUUGAUGAUUUAAUCAACAUGAUAAGGAGUGCUGAGAAAAAUGUUCUCCUCCUCAAUCAAGCUCGGAUUCGAGCACUUGAAAAUUUGGAGAAGAUUCUCCAGGAGAAGGAGAUGCUGCAAGGAGAAAUUAAUGUCCUGCAGUUAAAACUCGCAGAAACUGAUACAAAAAUCCAAGUUGCUUCCCAGGAGAAGAUACAGGUUGAGCACCUUCAAAAACAAUUGGAGAAGACGAGGAAGGAAUUUUCUCAGAAUGAUGCUGAAGUACGUGAAAUUUCUAGCAACGAAGAUCCUCAGUCAUUGAGCAGUGAUUUUUAUAGUCAAAGCAAGGAACUUAGUUCACUUAAGGCAGAGAAUAUUUCUUUGAAGGAUGAUAUAAAUACUCUUAGAGCUGAACUUAGUAAUUUUAACAUAACAGAUGGACAAGUGACUUCACUGCAGAAGGAGCGUUCAAGUUUGCAUUCCACUGUGAAGGAUUUGGAGUUCAAACUUGCAACAUCUCAGGAGGAUGUAACUAAACUCUCUACCCUGCAAUACGAAUAUAAUAUUUUGUGUGAGGAAGUACAGAAAUUGCAAGCAUUGCUUGAUAAUGCAACCAAGAAAGCUGAACACGCUAUAAUAGUCUUGCAGCAAAACCAGGAACUUUGUAAAAAGGUGGAGAGGUUAGAAGAAUCUCUUGCCGAAGCAAAUGAUUUUAAGCAGUCGACAGAGAAAAUGCAACAAUACAAUGAAUUAAUGCAGCAAAAAGUAAAGCUGUUGGAGGAGCGCCUUGGAAGGUCCGAUGAAGAGAUAAACUCUUAUGUUCUCAUGUAUCAAGAAUCAAUGAAGGAAUUUCAAGAUACGCUUAGUAAUUUGAAAAAAGAGAAUGAGGAGAGGGCUGUAGAGGGACCUGUCGAUGAUUUGCCCUGGGAAUUUUGGAGUCAAAUGCUGCUAAUAAUCGAUGGAUGGUUGCUUGAGAAAAAAUUGUCAUCAAAUGACGCAAAGAUGUUAAGAGAAAUGGUGUGGAAGAGAGAACGUUCUAUCUGUGAUGCAUACUUGGAAUGUAAGGAGAAGAGUGAACGUGAAAUGUUGCCUAAAUUUUUGAGUCUGACAUCUACACCUACACGGUCUGCUUUACAUGUCAUUCACAUUGCAGCAGAGAUGGCACCAGUUGCAAAGGUUGGAGGUCUUGGAGAUGUGGUGACUGGUCUCAGUAAAGCACUUCAGAAGAAAGGGCACCUCGUGGAAAUUGUUCUUCCUAAAUAUGAUUGUAUGCAGUAUGAUCUCAUCCAUAACUUACGGGCUUUGGACGUGGAAGUAGAGUCAUAUUUUGAUGGACAACUAUACAAGAACAAGAUAUGGGUUGGCGCAGUUGAAGGUCUUCCUGUCUACUUCAUUGAGCCAUACCACCCAGAUAAAUUAUUCUGGAGGGGACAAUAUUAUGGGGAGAAUGAUGAUUUUAAGCGGUUCUCAUUUUUCAGUCGUGCAGCACUAGAAUUAAUUCUUCAAGCUGGGAAGAAGCCAGACAUAAUACAUUGCCAUGAUUGGCAGACAGCUUUUGUUGCACCAUUGUAUUGGGAUCUUUAUGCGUCAAAGGGACUAAAUUCAGCAAGGAUUUCUUUCACAUGCCACAACUUUGAGUAUCAAGGCACUGCUCCAGCUCGUGAAUUGGCUUCGUGUGGUCUUGAUGUUUCCCAGCUCAACAGGCCAGACAGGAUGCAGGACAAUUCUGCUCAUGAUAGGAUUAAUGCUGUCAAGGGUGCAGUGGUGUUCUCCAACAUUGUAACAACAGUGUCACCCACCUAUGCGCAAGAGGUUCGGACUCCCGAGGGUGGAAAAGGACUUCACACGACACUUAAUACUCACUCUAAAAAGUUUAUAGGAAUCCUUAAUGGGAUUGAUACAGACACAUGGAAUCCUGCUACUGAUUCACGUAUCGAGGUGCAAUAUAAUUCAGGCGAUCUUCAGGGAAAAGCAGCGAAUAAGCAAGCGCUAAGAAGGCAUCUUGGACUUCUUCUUUCAGACUCUACACGGCCUUUGGUUGGUUGCAUUACAAGGCUCGUUCCGCAAAAGGGGGUACACUUGAUAAGACAUGCUAUUUAUAGGACUAUAGAACUUGGAGGACAAUUUGUUCUUCUUGGGUCCAGUCCCGUGCAUCAUAUUCAGAGAGAAUUUGAGGGUAUUGCGAACCAGUUUCAGCAUCAUGAUAAUGUUCGGCUGAUACUGAAAUAUGAUGAAUUACUUUCUCGUUCAAUUUAUGCGGCAUCUGAUAUAUUCAUCAUUCCAUCUAUCUUUGAGCCAUGUGGACUUACACAGAUGAUAGCAAUGAGAUAUGGGGCUAUACCUGUUGUGAGAAAGACUGGUGGCUUGAAUGACAGUGUUUUCGAUGUUGAUGAUGAGACAAUACCACAUCAGUUCCGUAACGGAUUUACAUUCUUGUCCCCUGAUGAACAGGGUUUUAACGGUGCUUUAGACCGUGCCAUACAGUACUACAAAAAUGAUAGAGAGACUUGGGAACAGCUUGUCCAGAAGGUUAUGAGUAUGGAUUUUAGCUGGGAAUCUUCAGCUGAGCAGUAUGAAGAACUUUAUGCGAAGUCGGUGACUAGAGCGAAGGCUACAAAACGUGUUUGAUUUCUUUAACCACAGUUGUAUACAGCAAUUUAAUUUAGCAUGCAAGGAUUACUACUACAUCAAUUACAGCCAUAAAAGCCAGACAUGCUGACUUGUUGUGUUGAGGUCACAUCCUUUGCAGACAUAUUCGAGAGUGAUCUUUGUGAUGAAGUUACUUAACAAUUCAACAAAUCCUGGGAACUACUCGGCUGAUCAAAAGAGAUGCAUAUCAUUAUUUUCAAGGAGCUUGUCUUCUUGAUGAACAAUAAUAAGUUAAACAGAGGAAUGCUUGUUUUGUAUCUGUACAGAUUUAUAUCUCUUAUAUUUGUAGAUUAAGGUUUUGCUUUUUCUUUAGCGGAGGCGGGGAAGUAUAGCACUUUGUACAUAAUACUCAAAUGAAAGAAGAACGAACUGUUUGAUACUUAA
Molecule: messenger RNA, 3744 nt
Organism: Spinacia oleracea (spinach)
Lineage: Eukaryota; Viridiplantae; Streptophyta; Magnoliopsida; Caryophyllales; Amaranthaceae
Product: probable starch synthase 4, chloroplastic/amyloplastic
Exons: 16
Coding region: 223-3339 (1038 amino acids)
Molecular function (GO): alpha-1,4-glucan glucosyltransferase (UDP-glucose donor) activity
Source: RefSeq, a predicted model, not a curated record